Molecule: messenger RNA, 1527 nt
Organism: Labrus mixtus (cuckoo wrasse)
Lineage: Eukaryota; Metazoa; Chordata; Actinopteri; Labriformes; Labridae
Gene: dnajb13
Product: DnaJ heat shock protein family (Hsp40) member B13
Exons: 7
Coding region: 37-825 (262 amino acids)
Cellular component (GO): cytosol
Molecular function (GO): protein-folding chaperone binding
Source: RefSeq, a predicted model, not a curated record
UGAGUAAAGGGUUAACAUUAAGCAUUACAUUUCAUAAUGGGUAUUGACUACUACGAGUCACUGGAAAUUAACAGAAAUGCAACGGACGCAUUUAUCAAAAAGGCUUAUCGACGUCUUGCAUUGAAGUUUCAUCCGGACAACAGAGAGACUGGAAGCUCCGAGAGAUUCUGUCAGCUGGGUGAAGCCUACGACGUGCUGAGCGACCCUCGAAAAAAGGCAACCUAUGACAAGUUUGGUGAGGAGGGUCUCAAAGGUGGGAUCCCACCUGAGUUUGGCAGCAGUGGGGCCUGGUCAUCUAAAUACGCUUACCAUGGGAACCCAGAUAAAACAUUCAAACAAUUCUUUGGAGGCAACAACCCAUUUUCAGACUUCUCUACAAACGAUGCACCACUUCAGUUUGGUGGACUGCAACAAGUUGUGGUAAAGACACAAGACUCUCACAUAGAGAGAGACCUUCAUCUUUCCCUGGAUGAUCUCUUUCAUGGAUGCACUAAAAAGAUUAAGAUAUCUCGUAGGGUCAUGAAUGAGGACGGAUGCACAUCCAGUAUCAAAGACAAGAUCCUGACUAUAGAUGUGGAGCCCGGAUGGAAAGAAGGCACAAGAGUAGUGUUUCAAAAAGAGGGAGAUCAGGGGCCGAAAAGUAUCCCUGCUGACAUUGUGUUCAUUGUGAGACAGAAGAGUCAUCCUCUGUUUGUUAGAAAACAAAAUGACCUGAUCUUCAAAAGCCAGAUCUCUCUAGAAAUGGCCCUGACUGGGUUCUCUGUGGAUGUGGAGACACUAGAUGGCAGGCUACUCACUCUUCCCAUCAAUGACAUUGUUCAGUAAGUGCUUUUCCAAUACUAGGGAAUUUGGAUUACUUAAUGUAUAACACUAUAACAUAUUUUCAAAUUCCUGUAAAUAUGAGUCGAUAAUAUUCUUGACUAUUAUUAUUCAAUAUUAGUCUGGAAUACUUAACUCUGUGUUAAGCGAGUUAAACAUUAAGAUCAGUCAAGAGAGAGACACAAAUAUAAAAAUCAUUAUUUAUACAAAAGUACAAAGAAGCAGAGAUAUGUGUUAAGUCUUUUUUUGUCAUGGGCAUCAUUUCUCUUUCUCUGAUUGGCUUUGUUUUUACAAAUCAGCCCUGGGUACAAAAAGGUGGUGACUGGAGAGGGUAUGCCGCUGUCCCAGGAUCCUUCUCAGAGAGGAAACCUCAUCAUCACAUUUGAUGUCCAGUUUCCAGAAAAGCUCUCCGCUGAGAGGAGGCAACUGGUCAAGCAAGCUCUCACUUUUAAAUAUUGAUCACUCUCUAAAACUUUUGUUUGUAUCACAUGACACAUAAGCACCACUGUUGCACCACCAGCCUUUCAUCUGUUCAAUAACGGUUACAGCGUGGUUGUACAGUUGUGACUUGCUGCCAUCAUGGCCCGUUUCAGCUGCUCGUAUGUUACGAACAUCACCACGUUCCAGGAGCCUAGGCGUAAGAAAGAAGGCACAAACCUGAGGGGGGGAAAAACAAAAUGAUUGAAUAAAUCUGUUCAGCUCAGUAAA